GAUUAGUCGAUUGUGUUGGGGUUGUAAAAUUAAUUAAUUAAAUAAUCGAUCGGUAAAAAAGGAUCGCUCUGUAGCUAAUAAUAUAUAAUGGCAUCGGAGCAGGAGGAAAGAGCAAAACUGGACGAGAGAGCAAGGCAAGGGGAGACGGUGGUUCCGGGGGGGACAGGCGGGAAGAGCCUGGAAGCACAGGAGCACCUAGCUGAAGGGAGGAGUCGGGGCGGGCAGACCCGGAGGGAUCAGCUAGGAACACAAGGAUACCAGGAGUUGGGAAGUCGGGGCGGGCAGACCCGGAAACAGCAGAUUGGUACACAAGGCUAUCAGGAGAUGGGUCGUAAAGGUGGCCUCACCACUAUACACAAGUCCGCUAGUGACCGUGCCCAUGACGAAGGGAUUCAGAUUGAUGAAUCCAAGUUUAAAUCGCCUUAAUUCCGCAUGAAUCAUGAAUCGUCAUCGAUCCACCUAUCAUAUAUUAAUUAAUGUCCUUAAUUAAUUACUAUUAUUAUCUAUAUAUAUGUAAAUACAAUGUGUGUAGUUUUACUUUUCGUUGUUUGUAACUAUGUAAUAGUGCGUUAAUAAAUUUUCGUUAAUAAUCCUCCUAUCCAACUUGGGGAAUAUGUAUUC
Messenger RNA from Erythranthe guttata (spotted monkey flower), 621 nucleotides. RefSeq names its product Stress induced protein (gene EM1). Gene Ontology annotation, cellular component: cytosol. The record is from RefSeq and is a predicted model, not a curated record. Lineage: Eukaryota; Viridiplantae; Streptophyta; Magnoliopsida; Lamiales; Phrymaceae. Gene Ontology annotation, biological process: response to abscisic acid.